AUGGACGUUAGAGGCUGCAACAUUAGUGGCUGCAACAUUAGUGGCUGCAACAUUAGUGGCUGCAACAUUAGUGGCUGCAACAUUAGAGGCUGCAACAUUAGUGGCUGCAACAUUAGUGGCUGCAACAUUAGUGGCUGCAACAUUAGAGGCUGCAACAUUAGUGGCUGCAACAUUAGAGGCUGCAACAUUAGAGGCUGCAACAUUAGUGGCUGCAACAUUAGUGGCUGCAACAUUAGUGGCUGCAACAUUAGAGGCUGCAACAUUAGUGGCUGCAACAUUAGAGGCUGCAACAUUAGUGGCUGCAACAUUAGUGGCUGCAACAUUAGAGGCUGCAACAUUAGUGGCUGCAACAUUAGAGGCUGCAACAUUAGUGGCUGCAACAUUAGAGGCUGCAACAUUAGAGGCUGCAACAUUAGUGGCUGCAACAUUAGUGGCUGCAACAUUAGUGGCUGCAACAUUAGAGGCUGCAACAUUAGUGGCUGCAACAUUAGAGGCUGCAACAUUAGAGGCUGCAACAUUAGUGGCUGCAACAUUAGUGGCUGCAACAUUAGUGGCUGCAACAUUAGUGGCUGCAACAUUAGUGGCUGCAACAUUAGAGGCUGCAACAUUAGAGGCUGCAACAUUAGUGGCUGCAACAUUAGUGGCUGCAACAUUAGUGGCUGCAACAUUAGAGGCUGCAACAUUAGUGGCUGCAACAUUAGUGGCUGCAACAUUAGUGGCUGCAACAUUAGAGGCUGCAACAUUAGAGGCUGCAACAUUAGAGGCUGCAACAUUAGUGGCUGCAACAUUAGUGGCUGCAACAUUAGUGGCUGCAACAUUAGUGGCUGCAACAUUAGAGGCUGCAACAUUAGAGGCUGCAACAUUAGAGGCUGCAACAUUAGUGGCUGCAACAUUAGUGGCUGCAACAUUAGUGGCUGCAACAUUAGUGGCUGCAACAUUAGAGGCUGCAACAUUAGUGGCUGCAACAUUAGAGGCUGCAACAUUAGUGGCUGCAACAUUAGAGGCUGCAACAUUAGUGGCUGCAACAUUAGAGGCUGCAACAAAGCCAACGACAGGAAACAAAAAUAA
Entelurus aequoreus (snake pipefish) is the source of this 1068-nucleotide messenger RNA. Its product is annotated as keratin-associated protein 5-4-like. The transcript has a single exon. The coding region runs from base 1 to 1068 and encodes 355 amino acids. The record is from RefSeq and is a predicted model, not a curated record. Lineage: Eukaryota; Metazoa; Chordata; Actinopteri; Syngnathiformes; Syngnathidae.